AUGUUCGUGUCCGACUGCCGCCGGGAGUUCUACGAUGUAAUCGUCACCCAGCGUGUUCUUCUUCUUGUUGCUUCAGAUGUUGAUGCAUUAUGUGCUUGUAAAAUACUCCAAGCUUUGUUUCAGUGUGACCAUGUGCAAUACACACUCGUGCCAGUGGCUGGGUGGCAAGAGCUUGAAACUGCCUUUCUGGAGCAUAAAGAUCAGUUCAAAUACUUUGUUCUUAUUAAUUGUGGUGCCAAUGUAGACCUCCUGGAAAUCUUGCAGCCUGAAGAAGACACUUAUUUUUUUGUAUGUGACAGUCACAGACCCAUCAAUGUAGUGAAUGUUUACAAUGACACACAGAUUAAGCUGUUGGUCAAGCAAGAGGAUGAUCUCGAUGUUCCUGCUUACGAUGACAUCUUCAGAGAUGAGGAGGAGGAGGAGGAGGAGGAAGAGGACUCAGAGAAUGAAAGUGGUGGCUCAGAGCCCCUGGAGAAGCGCAGACGAUUUGAGGAGGAGGUGAUAGAGAGGACAAUGAAAAGGAGACAAAGGAGAGAAUGGGAAGCACGCAGACGAGAAAUUCUUUUUGAUUAUGAGCAAUAUGAAUACCAUGGAACCUCAUCUGCAAUGGUGAUGUUUGAUCUGGCAUGGAUCAUGUCUAAGGAUUUGAAUGACAUGUUGUGGUGGGCUAUUGUUGGCCUAACAGAUCAGUGGGUCCAAGAUAAAAUCACUCAGAUGAAGUACGUGACUGACAUCGGGGUCCUGCAGCGCCACGUGUCGCGCCACAACCACCGCAACGAGGACGAGGAGAAUUCCCUGUCCAUUGACUGCAUGAGAAUUGCAUUUGAGUAUGACCUGCGCCUGGCACUGUACCAGCACUGGUCUCUCUAUGAAAGUCUCUGCAACACCUGCUACACCUCUGCCAGCCUCAAGCUUUGGUCUGUGCAAGGGCAGAAGAGGCUCCAGGAGUUUUUGGCUGACAUGGGUUUGCCCUUGAAACAAGUGAAACAGAAGUUUAAUUCCAUGGACAUGUCUUUGAAAGAAAAUCUUCGGGAGAUGAUUGAAGAAUCUGCAAACAAAUUUGGAAUGAAAGAUUUGCGAGUUCAGACUUUCAGCAUUCACUUUGGCUUUAAGAACAAGUUCUCAGCAAGUGACAUAGUUUAUGCAACAACUUCUCUCAUGGAGAACAUAGAGAAAGAGGGGCCUGAAACAACUAAUUUCAUUAAGGCUUUGGACAGUCUCUCCAGGGGUAACCUGGACAAGCUGCACCAAGGACUGGACCUGGCCAAAAAGCAGCUACGUGCCAUUCAGCAGACAGUGGCCAGCUGUAUUUGCACCAACCUUGUCAUUUCCCAGGGGCCAUUUCUUUAUUGCUCCCUCAUGGAGGGCACACCAGAUGUGAAACUGUUUUCCAAACCAGUGUCUCUAUGUCUGCUUAGUAAAUACUUACUGAAAUCCUUCGUUUGCUCUACAAAAAACAAGCGCUGCAAGCUGCUGCCCCUGGUCAUGGCUGCACCCAUGGAUGUGGAACAGGGAACUGUGAUCAUGGUGGGGAUUCCUCCAGAGACAGAAAGCUCAGACAAAAAGAACUUUUUUGGAAGAGCCUUCGAGAAGGCUGCGGAGAGCACGAGCUCCCGGACGCUGCACAACCACUUCCAGAUGUCCAUAAUUGAAUUGAAAACAGAAGAUCGGAGCAAGUUUCUGGAUGCACUCAUUUCUCUCUUGUCUUAAAGUGGUGCCUUUUGGCUCCUUGUGCUGGAAGCUGAGGAUGAGACCCUCUGAA
Molecule: messenger RNA, 1762 nt
Organism: Melozone crissalis (California towhee)
Lineage: Eukaryota; Metazoa; Chordata; Aves; Passeriformes; Passerellidae
Gene: CDC45
Product: cell division cycle 45
Exons: 19
Coding region: 1-1710 (569 amino acids)
Biological process (GO): mitotic DNA replication preinitiation complex assembly; double-strand break repair via break-induced replication; DNA replication initiation
Cellular component (GO): DNA replication preinitiation complex
Molecular function (GO): single-stranded DNA binding; chromatin binding; DNA replication origin binding
Source: RefSeq, a predicted model, not a curated record